UUUAAGCACUUUGUUCCAUCAAUGAAGGACUUUUAAGAUGUUCUUGAAUACUGAAAUGAAUGUUACAUACAUUACUCUUGAUGGUUAUGUGGAGUUAGAAAAAUAUAGGUUUGUUUAUUUUGUCAUCAUGCUCAUAGGAUAUAUUUUGAUACUGUGCAGUAAUUCUACUAUUGUGUGUCUUAUUGUGAUUCACAAAAACCUCCAUGAGCCCAUGUACAUUUUUAUUGCUGCUUUGUUAAUCAACUCUGUUCUUUUCAGUACAGGAGUCUAUCCAAAACUUUUGAUUGAUGUUUUAUCUGAAAAACAGGUCAUAUCGUAUCCAGCUUGUCUCUUCCAGGUUUAUGUUUUCUACUCUUUGAGUUGUUCAGAGUUUUUACUGCUGGCAGCCAUGGCCUUUGACAGAUAUGUGUCUAUAUGUAAACCUUUGCAAUAUCACACUAUCAUGAGAAAAACAACUGUAUGUGUUUUCCUUGUAUUAUCAUGGCUUAUACCGUUUUGUCAUCUUGCUGUGACAGUCAUAGGGAAUGCUAAUCAAAAACUCUGCAGCUUUACUUUGAAAGGAAUUUAUUGCAACAACUUACUAAACUAUCAUUUCUGUGUGCGUUCAAGAGCACUGUUGAUAUUUGGUUUAGUAAUUCUGUUUAAUAUCAAUCUUCCUAUAAUCUUUAUAAUGUUCACUUAUACAGUCAUUCUUAUAAUUGCUUAUAAAAGUUGCAAAGAAGUCAGGAAAAAAGCUGCACAGACCUGUUUGCCCCACCUGCUGGUUUUAAUUAAUUACUCUGGUUUGGUUACAUUUGACACGAUCAUAGUUAGACUGGAAUCAGAUAUUUCCAAAAUUGCACAUUUUGUAAUUAUGCUACAAUUGAUAACAUAUAAUCCUUUCUCCAAUCCAAUUAUAUACGGACUAAAAAUGACCAAAAUUUAUACACAUCUCAAAACUUUGUUUGUCAAGUGA
Molecule: messenger RNA, 955 nt
Organism: Austrofundulus limnaeus
Lineage: Eukaryota; Metazoa; Chordata; Actinopteri; Cyprinodontiformes; Rivulidae
Product: olfactory receptor 6N2-like
Exons: 1
Coding region: 38-955 (305 amino acids)
Biological process (GO): G protein-coupled receptor signaling pathway; detection of chemical stimulus involved in sensory perception of smell
Cellular component (GO): membrane
Molecular function (GO): olfactory receptor activity; G protein-coupled receptor activity; odorant binding
Source: RefSeq, a predicted model, not a curated record